GGCCGCCCCGCCCCCGGGCAUGGCAGCGCGGCGAUGGCGGGACCCAACGCGGAGCCGCCCGCGCCGCUGGGCCCCCCGGGGCGGGACGGCGAGGACGGGGCCGGGGCCGGGGCCGGGGCCGGGGAUGGGGCCGAGGCCGGGGACGGCUUCGGGGAGGAAGAAUAUGCAGCAAUAAACUCCAUGCUGGACCAGAUCAACUCCUGCUUGGAUCACCUGGAGGAGAAGAAUGAUUAUCUACAUGCCUGCUUGAAGGAACUGCUGGAGUCCAACCGCCAGACCCGCCUGGAGUUCCAGCAGCAGAGCGAGCAGCAGAACAUGGAAGCUGACGGGCAGGGAUCACAGCCUCCUGUCUAGUGGGCUGGCCCCACACUUUCCAUUGCUAAGGACAUUUACUGGUCACUGGUUUAACAUAAAAGUUGAAUAGAUGAGGUA
Molecule: messenger RNA, 432 nt
Organism: Cygnus atratus (black swan)
Lineage: Eukaryota; Metazoa; Chordata; Aves; Anseriformes; Anatidae
Gene: BBLN
Product: bublin coiled coil protein
Exons: 2
Coding region: 34-354 (106 amino acids)
Source: RefSeq, a predicted model, not a curated record